AUGAAAGCUGACCUUGCUCGCGAUUUUCCCAACGCUACAGGCUCGAUGAUGGAUGUCCCCAAGAGCCUCCUGGCAGAGAUCAAGUCUCUGGAGGAGCAGCUGACGGUCAAAACCGACAAGCUGAAGGCCAUCACUGAUCACUUCGUGAAGGAGCUCGAGAAGGGUCUGAGUGUCGAGGGCGGCAGCAUUCCAAUGAACCCUACCUGGGUUAUGUCGUUCCCCGAUGGCUAUGAGACGGGCACUUAUCUGGCGCUGGACAUGGGUGGCACAAACCUGCGUGUCUGUGAGAUCACUCUGACCGACCAGAAGUCUGAGUUCGACAUCAUUCAGUCCAAGUACCGUAUGCCUGAGGAGCUGAAGACCGGUACAUCUGAGGAGCUGUGGGAGUACAUUGCGGAUUGCCUGCAGCAGUUCAUUGAGACCCACCACGGCGGUGUUAAGCUGGAGAAGAAGCUCCCUCUGGGUUUCACUUUCUCCUACCCCGCCACUCAGAACUACAUCGAUGAGGGCAUUCUUCAGCGUUGGACCAAGGGAUUCGACAUUUCUGGCGUUGAGGGCAAGAACGUUGUGCCAAUGUUGCAGAGCGCCCUUGAGGAGCGGGGGGUGCCUAUCAAGCUCUCUGCUUUGAUCAACGAUACCACCGGAACCUUGAUUGCCUCUGCCUAUACCGAUACUAAGAUGAAGAUUGGCUGCAUCUUCGGUACUGGCUGCAACGCUGCUUACAUGGAGGACUGCGGCUCCAUUCCCAAGCUGGCUCACAUGAACCUGCCUCCUGAUGCCCCCAUGGCCAUCAACUGCGAGUGGGGUGCCUUCGACAACGAGCACGUUGUCCUUCCUCGCACCAAGUACGACAUCAUCAUCGACAAGGACUCUCCCCGUCCUGGUCAACAGGCCUUUGAGAAGAUGAUUGCUGGUCUGUACCUGGGAGAGAUCUUCCGCCUGAUCAUGGUUGAUCUGCACGACAACCACGACUGCCACAUUUUCGCUGGUCAGGACAUUGCAAAGCUUCGCAAGGCUUACAGCCUGGACUCGUCUUUCCUUUCUACCGUUGAGGAUGACCCUUAUGAGAACCUGCAGGAGACGUUUGACCUCUUCCUCGACAAAUUGGACAUUCGGCCCAACGCGCCAGAGCUCGAGCUUAUCCGCAGAACAGCUGAGCUCAUCGGCACCCGCGCCGCCCGCCUGUCUGCCUGCGGUGUCGCAGCCAUCUGCAAGAAGAAGAGCUACCAAUCCUGCCACGUCGGCGCUGACGGCUCCGUCUUCAACAAAUACCCUCACUUCAAGGCGCGCGGCGCCGUGGCCCUCCGUGAGAUCCUCGACUGGCCCGCCAAGGCCAAUAAGAACGACGAGGACCCCGUUGAGAUCCUGGCAGCCGAAGAUGGUUCCGGUGUUGGCGCUGCGCUGAUCGCGGCGCUGACCUUGAAGCGGGUCAACCAGGGCAACGUCGCUGGAGUCCUACGCCCGGAGAACUUCACUUAG
Molecule: messenger RNA, 1479 nt
Organism: Diaporthe amygdali
Lineage: Eukaryota; Fungi; Ascomycota; Sordariomycetes; Diaporthales; Diaporthaceae
Product: hexokinase
Exons: 5
Coding region: 1-1479 (492 amino acids)
Biological process (GO): intracellular glucose homeostasis; glycolytic process; glucose 6-phosphate metabolic process
Cellular component (GO): mitochondrion; cytosol
Molecular function (GO): fructokinase activity; ATP binding; glucokinase activity
Source: RefSeq, a predicted model, not a curated record